Exaiptasia diaphana is the source of this 1690-nucleotide messenger RNA. Its product is annotated as tumor protein p63-regulated gene 1-like protein. Lineage: Eukaryota; Metazoa; Cnidaria; Anthozoa; Actiniaria; Aiptasiidae. The transcript is spliced from 4 exons. The record is from RefSeq and is a predicted model, not a curated record. The coding region runs from base 44 to 937 and encodes 297 amino acids. Gene Ontology annotation, cellular component: cytoplasm.
AGGAACCUGGGCUCGAAAUUGAGUUCGAAUCGAUCAUCAUAUCAUGGCCGAAGGCGUUGCAAAACUGGAUGAAAACGACCCUUCUUUCCGAUCUGAAAAGCCUCCAGAAUACCAAGAAAGAACAGAUAUGACUUCAGAAAGCCUUUCAGAACCAGAYACGACRAAUUCAAGCGUCCCAAAUGUGGAAAUUCGCGAUCAACGYUUCUAUAACCAACAUCCUCCUAUGGCCCCAGUUUACAGCAAUGAAGAUGUAAAACAGAUCAGUGAAAAUAUGAAAAAAGAAGAGGCGAAAAAGUACUUUUCUUUAAGAGAAGGACAGUUUGAAAAUGCUGUGGACACUGAUUGCAAGGCAUUCAUAAAUCCAGAGGAGGAUGGCGAAGUUGUUAGCUCUUAUCUUUUGACAGAAAUYGAUCACUGGGACCACGAAAAAGAACGAAUUGUUAUCAUCACAGAAAAAAAGCUCAUUCUAGUCAAGUACAACUUCAUUGGAUUAAGAGUUGAAGAUCAUCGUAAAAUCCCCCUUAUCAAYUGUGAYAAAAUACAGAGUGGACGUUUCACAUACCCCAAGAACACAAUGAUGAUACCACGUCAUUUCCAAACUGGCCUUCGAGUUUACAUCAACAAAAAUAAUCAACCSUCSUUCAUGCAGAACUGGAACCCKUGGUGCCGAGAUAUGCCAUUUGUAACAUUUGCUUGGCACAAAGCUCUGCACCUAAAAGACGAAAUUUCCAGAUACCUGGAUUUGAAUGCAUUCCAGCAAGAGCUUGUGACGUCAAUCACUGCUGCCCACAAUGAGCUGCACCCAGGUGUAGCAGAAGACUCACUUGAGUUCAGCAACGAGCCGAUACUGAUCCAAGUGUACUGCGGGGCAUCGCCAAUUGUUCAUAAUUGGAGCAUACUGGGGUAUAAUCGAGACAGGGGAAGCUUUGGAUACUAAUAAACRGUGUAGAUACUUAAAUAAAGAUAAAAAGUAAUUUAUAAUGGACUGAAUAGCCAAAUAAUAUUGAGCAAGGUAGUUUAUUUGCACUUUAUUUAAAAGUUUUAUACACAAGUUCUUUACUUCACUUACAGUGUAUAGAGUGAUUUUCAUAAACCCUUGAAGCACACUUUAGUGUAAUACAAUUCAUUACUUUAUAUUUGGCAUAGUUUUCUUCUUUUUUUAAGGUACACUUUGUUUCAUGGGUUUAUGAAAGUCACAGAAAUAAGUUUUUUGUUCUGAUAUGAAACUAGAAUUUUCAUUGUUGGUUCGUAGAAAUUUCUUGAACAGUAGUGAAUUUUAGGUUUUAAUACCUCAAUAAAAUAUUGAGUUUACAUUUUGAGAAUACAGCAAGUWCCAUUUAUAUCCAUGUUGUUUUAUAUCUGAUAAUGAUAAUUAUCACAAAAAGUUGUAGUGAAUGUGUGAAGUCAAUAGUUUUAUGUAAGUUUUCAUGAUGUAAUGGGUUUUUUUAAUUUCUAUUCAUUUUGUUUUAUAUUUGAUAAUGAUAUUUAUCACAUAAAGUUUUAGUGAGUGUAUGGUUUUGUUAUAUUGAAGGCAAUAGUUUUCUGUAAAUUUUUCAUGAUGUAAUGAAUAUGUUAAGUAAAUAUUUUUUUGUAAGGUAACACAGUAGCAUCAUUUUGUGAGUAUACAGUCUGAAGUAUUUAGACUAAAACGUUUACAUAGAAAAGAUAUAAUAAAACAUAUUUCUUGGUG